AUGUCUGAGCCUCCUGCCAAAAGAUCCAAGAUGGAGUCCAACACCGCCCCCGAAACCAACCCCUACCUCGCCCACCGUCAAGAGUACCAGAACGGCAAUGGACUGAGCAACGGUGCUUCUGGUGUGACUGGAUCUGUGGACAGGAAGGAACACCCUCUGAAUGGAAUGGUUCCCAGAAAGGUCACUGUUGACCAAGCCAAGAAGAUCAUGGACGGUGAAGUGAACCCCUUCAAGAACCUUUCCGCUUGGUCCAGCAACUACAAGAAGAUUCUUGAGCAGCGAAAGGGCCUUCCGGUGUACCAAAAAAUGCAGGAAUUCCUGUCGGUCUUCAACGAGAACCAGAUCGUGGUCAUGGAAGGUCAGACUGGUUCUGGAAAGACCACCCAAAUUCCCCAAUUUGUGUGCUACUCCGACUUGCCAAUGUUGAGGGGCAAGAUGGUGGCUUGUACACAACCGAGACGUGUGGCUGCUAUGAGUGUGGCGAAGCGUGUGGCCGAUGAAAUGGACGCAGUGCAACUCGGAAAGCAAGUCGGUUACUCUAUCCGAUUCGAAGACAUGACAGAACAAGGUACCACCUUCCUCAAGUACAUGACAGAUGGUAUGCUCUUGCGAGAAGCCAUGAACGACCCCCUACUUGAACGAUACUCGACUGUUAUCCUGGAUGAGGCGCACGAAAGGACUUUGGCUACGGAUAUCUUGAUGGGUCUUCUCAAAGACAUUGCCAAAAGACGCCCCGACCUCAAGAUCAUUGUCAUGUCUGCCACUCUCGAUGUUGCCAAAUUCCAAAAAUACUUUGGUGACACCAACCCCACCGGUCUCGCCCCCGUCGUCAAAGUCUCUGGUCGAACUUUCCCCGUCGAAACAUUCUUCACUCAAGAACCCGAGAAUGACUAUGUCGAAGCGGCUAUCCGUACGGUCCUGUUUAUACACCAAGCAGAAGACGAAGGAGAUGUGUUGCUGUUCUUGACUGGUGAAGAAGAGAUUGAAGACGCGUGUAGAAAGAUUAGAGCAGAGGGCGAGGAGCUCGCAAACAAGGGAAUGGCGGGUCCCAUCCUCGCCGUACCCCUGUACUCAUCCCUCCCUCCCCAUCAACAACAACGUAUCUUUGACAAUGCCCCUCCCGCCGGCAAAGACGGCCUCCCAGGACGGAAGGUCGUCAUCUCCACCAACAUUGCCGAAACUUCCCUUACCAUCGACGGUAUCGUGUACGUCGUUGACCCUGGGUUCUGUAAGCAAAAGGUGUACAACCCCCGAGUCCGACUCGAGUCGCUGUUGGUCACCCCCAUUUCCAAGGCUUCGGCGAUGCAGCGUGCCGGUCGUGCGGGCCGAACGAGGCCUGGAAAGUGUUUCAGGCUGUAUACAGAGAGGGACUUUGUGAAGGAGUUGGAGGAGCAGACGCACCCGGAGAUUUUGAGGAGCAACUUGUCGAAUACGGUGCUCGAGUUGAUCAAGUUGGGUAUCAAGGAUCUCGUCCACUUUGACUACAUGGAUGCGCCCGCGCCCGAAACCAUCAUGCGUGCCCUCGAAUUACUCCACUACCUCGCUGCGCUCGACGACGAAGGCAACCUCACCCCCUUGGGCGCCAUCAUGGCUGAAUUCCCUCUGGACCCCCAGCUCGCCAAGAUGCUCAUCGUCUCUCCCGAAUUCGGCUGUUCCAACGAAGUCCUCUCCCUCACCGCUAUGCUCUCCGUCCCCAACGUCUUCAUGCGCCCCGCAUCGCAGAGGAAGGAGGCCGAUCUGGCCAAGGCGCAGUUCAGCCACCCGGACGGUGACCAUCUGACAUUGUUGAAUGUGUACCAUGCGUACAAGUCGAAUGAGGAUGAUGCCAAGAACUGGUGUUGGCAAAAUUACCUGAACCAGCGUUCGCUCGCCCAAGCCGACAAUGUCCGUACACAGCUGAAGCGCGCGAUGGAAAAGUUUGACUUGGAGCUUUGCUCAACGGCUUGGGAGGACAGGAAUUAUUGGAACAACAUCCGACAAGCGUUGACCUGCGGGUUCUUCAUGCAAGUUGCGCACAAGGAAGGUGAGAAGGGGAGCUAUAUGACUGUCAAGGACAACCAGGUUGUGCGGUUACAUCUUUCUUGUGGAAUGGACACUACCCCCGAGUGGGUGCUGUACAAUGAGUUUGUCCUUACCACUGCCAACUUUAUCCGAACGGUCACCGAAGUCCGACCCGAGUGGCUCCUCGAAUACGCCGCCGAAUACUUUGACCCCGAAUCGUUCCCUGCCAAUUCUGAAACCCGUCGCGCGUUGCAAAGAGUUUUGGACCGAAAGCUGGGCAAGGUCAGCUCGAGUGGGCACGGCAAGGAUAGGAAGGAAAAGAAGGAUAGGGACGGGAAGGAUAAGAAGAAGAAGAGGAAGGCGGAAUAG
Molecule: messenger RNA, 2370 nt
Organism: Cryptococcus wingfieldii CBS 7118
Lineage: Eukaryota; Fungi; Basidiomycota; Tremellomycetes; Tremellales; Cryptococcaceae
Product: pre-mRNA-splicing factor ATP-dependent RNA helicase DHX15/PRP43
Exons: 8
Coding region: 1-2370 (789 amino acids)
Cellular component (GO): spliceosomal complex; intracellular anatomical structure
Molecular function (GO): RNA binding; ATP binding
Source: RefSeq, a predicted model, not a curated record